Molecule: messenger RNA, 1614 nt
Organism: Rosa chinensis
Lineage: Eukaryota; Viridiplantae; Streptophyta; Magnoliopsida; Rosales; Rosaceae
Product: bifunctional nuclease 1
Exons: 11
Coding region: 297-1283 (328 amino acids)
Biological process (GO): protein ubiquitination
Cellular component (GO): nucleus; VCB complex
Molecular function (GO): nuclease activity
Source: RefSeq, a predicted model, not a curated record
CUUGUUCUCUUCCAAUUUGUACAGAAAAGGGGAAUCUCUUAUCUUCUUUCUUCAUCUCUCAUUCCUCGCUGUCCGUAUUUUCUUCUUCUUCAGGUUAAACCAGCUUCAAUUGCUUCAGCUACAAGCUUUCUCUGAUCCCGCUCUAUUUCCCUCAGAUCAUAUCCGAUCGUUCCGAUCUACAGCUCGGAAAUUAGAUUACGGAAGCUUUGAUUUGAUAAUCGGUGGAGAGAAUCGGGGAGGUGAUCGGUGAUUAAAAAAGGGCAUCGGAUCAUCAAUCUUUGUUGUUGAAAGGAUUUAUGAUGGGGUCUUUGCAAGGGCCAGUGAUUUGCCCCACUGUCAGCGCAAAGCAAGCUGGUUCUUACAAUCUGCCCGUGGUAGGCCCCCUGUUGAAGGUCAGGCAUCUGAGAAGUGAGCUAUGGGGAUUGAAGGGAAUCAGUGGUUGCAUCACUAAGGCAGGCUUUGCUGCUCGCCCGCAAAAUGCACGAAAAUGCACAAGAGUGCAUUGUACUUUCAGUUCUUCGUCAAAUGGGAAUGGAAGCAUGGCAGAGAAUUUCAAUGAAAAUGAUGAAGACUAUGUUAAUUCUAGUGUACUUGAGGCCGUUGAGGUGAAGAGUGGAGCUGAUGGGUUCAUGAUCAAAAUGAGGGAUGGCAGGCACAUGAGGUGUGUCCAUAACAACCCUCAGGGUGGCCAUCUGCCAGACUAUGCUCCACAUCCUGCAAUUGUACUGAAGAUGGAAGAUGGGACUGGCCUUCUUCUCCCAAUUAUUGUUUUGGAAAUGCCUAGUGUGUUGCUCAUGGCAGCAGUGCGCAAUGUUCCUAUUGCUAGGCCAACUAUGUAUCAAGUGGUGAGGGAAAUGAUUGACAAGAUGGGCUAUGAGGUCCAACUUGUUAGAGUCACUAAGAGAGUGCAUGAAGCAUAUUUUGCUCAGUUAUACCUCAGAAAGGCGGGUAGUGAAACAGAGUUUGUCAGCUUUGACCUUCGGCCUUCAGAUGCCAUCAACAUUGCUGUAAGAUGCAAGGUUCCCAUACAAGUUAACAAGUAUCUGGCAUACAGUGAUGGGAUGAGAGUUAUUGAAUCUGGAAAGCUCUCUACGCAUACCCCUGCUUCAGAUGGCUUAUUGUUUACUGAACUGGAUCGGCCAAAUGGUAAGCCAUGUGUUGAGACAAAGGAGUUUAAUCUUGUGCGCAACAUGCUUAUUGCUGCUGUUGAAGAACGCUACAGAGAUGCUGCUCAAUGGAGGGACAAGCUUCUCCAACUUCGUGCUAAAAAGAACUUGGCGUAGCAGCAGGGUCGCAAAUCUGUUCCUUGAUAUUUAGAACAUUUGUACAUAGACACCAUUCUUCCAGGGCGACUAAGUUCAAGCACAAUCAUAGUCCGCAUGCAUCUCUGCUCUUCAAUUAUAUAUGUACUCGUGUAAAAAGUUUUGUGAAUGUGUAGCCAUAUAUAUAUAUAUAUGCAUAGUACUAUAGUAGAUAAGAAGCGACUGGCAAUGUAAUGCUCAAGGCAGAUGGCACUUGUCGGUUUCUGUUUAUUAAUUAUAUAUCCUGUCACUUAACACUUGAUUGAUCUCUUUAAUGGCUGAUGUAUGCAUCUCUUGGGUGACUCUUUGCCGA